This is a messenger RNA of Tetranychus urticae (two-spotted spider mite), 2739 nucleotides long. RefSeq names its product anoctamin-10. Gene Ontology annotation, biological process: chloride transmembrane transport. NCBI's taxonomy places the organism in Eukaryota, Metazoa, Arthropoda, Arachnida, Trombidiformes, Tetranychidae. Gene Ontology annotation, molecular function: chloride channel activity. Gene Ontology annotation, cellular component: plasma membrane. The record is from RefSeq and is a predicted model, not a curated record.
ACUGAAUAUACUAGAUUGGCGUAAGAUCAAAAAAAUGCUCGAAUUAAUUACGCUACUGUUAUGCGCAGUCUAUUGAUUAAAGUCUCCUUUUGGAAGCUUACUGUAAGCUUACACCUUCUAAGUUUUCGAUCUCUGUCUAAAUAUUUUCACCAAUUUUCAACCGUUUGUUUAUCUUCAUUAUCUCCCGAUUUCCAAGGUUUUGUUAUUUAUUUUUUAUUUUGUUCACCUUUUCAUUUUAAGAGUCUCUGUGUAUAGAGUCAUCAAAAGGUGUAUUGCUUAAAAAUCGAUGCUCCUUUCAACCUCGUAUUGAAUUCCCUAUCAUAUGACUUACAAAGACAUGAUGAAUCAAUCAUGAUAGACGUUAAAGUACAACCUUUUAUUUAUAAUAAUUUAAAACUUGACUCUUCAUUUCCAACUGAACUUGCUCAAUUUUUUUAAAAAUUUUGUGAAAAGCAACGACAAUGUCUUGUGAUGUUAAGUUAUCAGCCAAUAAUUCAAUCUCUAUGGAUGAAGAUUAUCCUCCAGGAACCUCCUUUUGUCUUAAAGAGGAUAAAUCAACUGAUGGUGAAAUGUCAACCUUAACUGGAAAUAGUAAUAUCGACAGUCGUAGGCGGAUCAAGGAACAAUUUCGCCGUCAAAAAGAAGCCUUGGUUCGCUUAAUUGAAAGGCAAAGACACCAGUUAGAAGAAGGAGGUAAACAUCUGAUCUGGAAAAGAAAGAGUGAACAAAGUUUGAUUCAUGAUGUGGUCAUUAUAUUUCCACCCAAAGGAUAUGUAAUCAUGGAUUCAUUACAAAAUUUAAUCAACAAAUUGGUACCUCAAUUAUUAGUUGAGAAAAAAGCUCUGGCCAACAAGAAUGAACAAGCUUUUUAUAUUUCUGCUGAACACGAAUGGCUCCAAGAAACUGCAACCAUAUUGGGUUAUCUUCCAGAGUCAAAUGUAAAUCAGGGUUCAUCAUCAUCGCCAUCCAAAUCUACGAAAUCCUUUUCUUCUAACCUUUCAGCUGCAACUCGACAAAACAUCAUUCGCUAUUAUCUAAAUACAUUGAGAUGGUUUAAGGAGAGUUCAUCAUUUGACGAGAGCAUGGUUAGUCAGAUGAAACUGAUUGACGGAGAAGCCAUUAUUCCUAAAUUAUUACAAUUGAAAUACAUCAAACAAAUACUGCCUCUGCAUGAUGAGGAGGCUUUAUCGCAACUCCGUAAUUCUUGGGCCUCUGAUUUUCUUGCACCUCAACCUUUAAAGAAAAUUUACUCUUAUUUUGGAAUCAAAAUUGCUUUGUAUUUUGCCUUUCUUGGCCAUUACACUUACUCUUUGAUUGUUCCUGGGGUUACUGGUCUGUUAAUUAGUCUCUCUUGCGGAGAUCAAUUUAUUAAUGACGUUUGUUUAACCCUAUUUCCAAUUUUACUCACCAUUUGGUCAUCUAUUUAUCUGGAAUCUUGGAAAAAUUAUUGCUCCUCAUUAACCUCUCAAUGGUCAUCAAAUUCAUGCAAUCUUCAACUGAUCGAUGUACGUCCACAGUUCCAUGGUAUAGUAACUCGGAAAGGUUCCCAUGGAAUUGCUGAAAUUUUUUAUCCUCCUUGGAAAAGAAAAUUGUUUUUCUAUUUCAUCACAAUACCUGUUAUGGGUCUAAGUCUUUUAAUUGUUUUCCUUUCAAUGUUUCAUAUGCUACAUUUCCAGACUUGGUGGGAUGAUGUGGCCAUUGGGGAACAAUUUUAUCCAAGAUGGACUUCAUAUUUUCCUAAAGUACUUUUCGGACUUGUUAUCCAUAUUCUGGAUGUUGUCUACGAGAAAAUUGCUCUUUGGUUGAACAAAAAAGAAAAUUAUCAAUACCAAGAGACAUAUGAAAGCAAUUUGAUGAUCAAACUUGUUUUGUUCCAAUUCGUGAAUUCAUUUCUAUCCUUAUUCUACAUCGCAUUCUACAUUGGUGAUAUGAAUAAAUUACGAGAGCAAAUGAUUGCUCUUCUUAUUACUCGGCAAGUAAUUGGUAACAUCAAAGAGUCUCUUUGGCCUUUUGUCACUCAGUCCUACAAAUUAUCUCCAACAUUGUCUGCAUCUGAUGUCUCACAAGCUGAACUUGAAUCAAGUCUUUACUCAUAUGAAUCAACAUUCGAAGAUUAUCUUGAGCUGUACAUACAAUUUGGUUAUGUUGCUCUUUUUUCUGUCACAUUCCCUUUGGCUGCAUUUUGUGCUCUAAUCAACAAUUUAAUUGAAAUACGAAGUGAUGCAUUCAAAUUAUGUGUAACUUAUCAGCGACCUUUCAGUAUCCAAGGAAAUCGUAAUUUGUUGAUAUGGGAAAAAGCAAUGAACAUAAUGAUUUAUGUCUCAAUUGUUGUUAAUUGCUCUCUUCUAGUCAAAUCUGGUCAACUUGAAAGACUUCUGCCAAUGUUAAAUCAAUCACAAAUAAUCAUUACUGGUGUCAUCCUUGAGCAUCUUCUCAUUAUAAUCAAAUUGGCAAUCGAAAAGUUUGAUUGCAACUCUGUUAUAAACUAUUUUGUGUAUAAUUAUUCACAAUUGGUUGGAACAACGACUUCAGUUAAGCUUGCCCAAGCAAAGGAAAAGAAAACUGAUUAAUUUGUUAAAUUCGGAAAAAUACUCAUGAUAAUUAAUACUCCAUCCAUUUUCUUCAUGUUUAAUUUUGUUAUUAAAUCAAACUGUUUGCUAAUAUGAAAUGAAUUGAUACAUUCUAAUGAGUGAAUUGCGAUUUAUGAUUGAUAAAAACACACCUUUCAAUGUUUUCAAA